Molecule: messenger RNA, 2458 nt
Organism: Aplosporella prunicola CBS 121167
Lineage: Eukaryota; Fungi; Ascomycota; Dothideomycetes; Botryosphaeriales; Aplosporellaceae
Exons: 3
Coding region: 1-2151 (716 amino acids)
Source: RefSeq, a predicted model, not a curated record
AUGUCCAGGUAUCUGUCUGCUCAAGAGUCGCUCUUUGUUGACGACGGCUUCCGUCGAUACCAUGACACGCAUCGGCCAUAUAUAAUCGAAGAGGAAGACGAAUACAACGAUGCCGCACCGCCGGUACCCGUACCUCGAUACCGCGACUAUGGCGUAGAAGACUUUCGAGACCAAGUGCGAAAGCGAGCCUCCCUUCCCCUCUCAAGACCGAAGACUUGUCUGUACCGCUCCACGGACUCGAUCGUUUCCAAGUGCACAUCCUUCCACACCAACGGAGCCGGGAUAAUUUAUCGCUCGGAAAUCGAAACCGUGCCCACGUUGACGCGAACUCCAUGGGAGCAGAAUCGGGGCAGCAGAAAAGUCAUCUCGGCCCCUAUACAACAGCCCGUUCGGCGCCCUCGCGGCUUCCAGCGCCUGCCCAAGGAGGUCUAUGAUUGCAUACUGCGGCAGUUGGAGGUUUUGCAUUUCGGAAAGGGCUCCAGGAGCUGCACGACGUGCUACCUUCAGGACGUUUAUAAUGUUGGACUGGUGGGCCGCGCGUGGGACAAGGCGGCAAGAGCACAGCUCUACACGAGCUUGUGGAUGCCGCCGCCAGACCAGAACGAAAGCAAGUGGCCGCUGGCGCGAAAGGCGAGCCGGCUGAAGCUGCUGCGGAAGACGCUGCGCGAGCGGAGCGCGCUGGCGAAGCAGGUGCGCGAGAUCAAGGCGGCGGAGCUGCAGCACGUGUUUGUGCAGAGCAGCUACAAGGAGCAGCAAGAGCUGGUGAACGAGCUGGCGUCGGUGGUGAUGGCGUGCCCGAAGCUGGAGCGGCUGGUCGGCUUCCACUGGGCGUACAACCACGACUUCGACCGGCUCAACCACGCCCUCUCGACGCGGACGCAGCUGCGCGAGCGCGCGUGGAUCAUCGCCGCGCCCGUCGACGCGCAGCCCGCCGCCCGCCGCGCCUUGCACCACCACCACGCCGCCUUCGAGCUGUACCCGGGCCCGACGGAGCUGUUCCUGCACCACCACGACCACGCCGCCCAGCUGCGCACGCUGCUCCUGCACGGCCAGAGCAGCGGGACCAUGAACUUCCGCGCCUUCGUCGCCACGUUCCGCAAGCUGCCGCAACUACAACACCUGCAUAUAUCCAACUUCGCCCCCGACGACUUCAACGACCGCACCCUCGCCGCCGUCCCGCCCCUGCGCGCUCUCCGCCUCGAAGACUGCCCCGGCGUCACCGACAAGGGCCUCAUGCGCUACGCCGCCUCGCCCGCCGCCGCCCCGCUGCGCUCGCUCCUGCUGAUCCGCCAAGAGGUCAUCGACCUGCUGGUGCUGAUGGCCUUUUUCAAGAACCUGACGCGGCUCGAGCGCUUUUCGAUUGUGCAGGACAGCUCGCCGGGCGUGCACCCCGGCAUCCACAUCCGGCGGCCGGUGUUCGCGUCCCUCACGCUCGAGUUUCUGCAUUGGGAUGUCCUCAUCCCGGGACCCGCGACGCAGGAACUCAGUAUCAGUGUGCGGCAGGGCGCGUUUCCGGCGCUGCGCACGAUCCGCGCGCCCGCGGACCAUGAUGGCAGAUUGCAGGACUUGUGCAGGCCGGUGGCGGGCUUCUUGCCUCCCCCUUCCCCUACCUCUCCUACGUCGCCCCUCACCAAAACCCCCUCCGACCCCUCCCGCGCAGACUCAGCCCACGCCCCCUCCGCCGCCAAAGACGAGGAAGACGACGACGACAACGCACACUACGCGCGCUCCCUCCCGCACGCCCGCCGCGCCGCCCAGCAGCGCAUCGCGCACGCCGCGGCGACGCUCGCGCCCGCCAUGCGCGUCGUGGUGGAGGACGCGGACGCGCACACCAUCGAGACGGUGUUUGAUAUUCGCGGGUACAUGGGCACGGUCGGGAGCCGCAUUACGUACUCGCUUGAGCCGGACAUAGCGGGGAGCGAGGAGGCGGUGGUCGAGGUCGAGGAUCUGCUGUGUCCGCCGCCUGUUGUGGUCGCGGCGGGGGAGGGGACAGAGGCGGAAGAGGCGCUGUGCGUGGGGUGUGCGUUCGCGGGGUGGAGUACUGCGGCGCGGGAUAGUGGGCCGGGGGCGGUGGGGAGGCGGAGCGCGGGGGGCUGGUUGCAUGCGCCGAGGGAGCGGGUCAGGGUCGUCGAGGUUAUGGAUUUUUUCUAGUGUUGCUUGGGCUUUGUUUGGGGUUUUGCUUUGCUUAGGUUGGUGUUGGGGUGGGUGUUUGUAUUUUUCUGGUGUUUUCGGGGUUGGUUUGGUUGGAGUUCUUGUAUGUAUACAUACGUAUGUGCUGCGCGUGGUGGGUAUACCCUAGGCGGGGCUUUGGUUUGGGCUUUGGCGUCUUAGUUCUUUCUUGCUAUUGCUGCUUCUUUCUGGGUGAAUGGGAUUCAAAACAAAGAGUCUUUUAUUCGAUUGGUUACACAUUGCACUCGGCUCUCGAAGCUAGGUCUAGAAAAUAAUAGGUAACUCAUAC